GCGGAGAGCACCAGCCAGCUGUGACACACUCGCUCGCAGGAGGCGGUAGAGGUGGCCGUUUGCAUCCUGGAUCAACAACGGCAGCACCGCCGCAUUACUGAACAGGUGUCUUCAACUGUAUCCCAGCUAUGAUGAAAACGGGCGCCACCAAGUUGGGGCUGCCCAAGGCGGGGCUCCAGGAGCGGGCAAAGCAGGCCUCUUCGCUCACUUGCUCCUCCUCCUCCACCUCCUCCACAAACAUGAGGAUGUCCAGAUCAUCCAACACGCUGGCCUCAGAUCAGCGUCUCAGCAGGCUAAAACGAGCCAACAGUGAUGAUGCUCUGACGAAGCCUACACUGGGAGCCGCUGCCUCCGGCUCUCGCAUGAAGAAGACUGUGACCACUGGAGCCAUCUCAGAUCUUGCUGAGGCCCGCCCCCGUAGUCUGUCUGGUUGUCAAGCAGCCAAGAAGUCCGGUAUCCCGACCCCUCGAGAAGUCCCUUCUUGCAUGUCAAGGGACCGCAUCUGCCCGAGGGACCAGUUGAGGAACUCUACCUCCAGGAGGAUCGUUUCCAGUGCCAGCACUUCCAGCCUAUCUACCUUGGCCAAACAAACACGGAGUUUAGCAAAGUGUCGCGGAGAUGCCGAGGGCCUCCUGGACUGCCAGGUUAAAGAACUGCUGGCUGAAGCCAAGGCUAAAGACCUGGAGAUCGGCAAUCUCCGCAUGGAGUUGCAGCGCUGCAGAAGUAAAGCCUCCACUUCUCCAUUACCUUCGCCUGCCUCCGUAUCACCUCAGGAACAGUCGGCAGAUCAAGCAGAAAAGGUUGCAGAAGCUCUGGUACUCGUUGGAGAGCUGAGAGAAAAGAACGCAAAGUUUCAAAGAGAGCUGGCCAACCUCAGGGAGGAGAACCAAGUGCUCAAGGGAAGGCUCCUGAGUUUUGAGACCCCGUCUAGUCCUCCUAAACGUCUGCAGAACGGCCUGCCUUCAGAAUCCAGCUCUUCUGGUCCACUACUAGAUCUGGCGUCUCCCGGCCGUAUUAAAGCAUCGGUCUCCUCCAACUCUGCCAAAGACUCGCCUUCACCUGAUCUGUCAGAGUUUGAGAAGAUCCCACGUUCGGAAUCCAUAAGCAGCAGCCUCAGCGGGGAUGUGUCUGUGCAAAGUCUAACAGAAAAGAUCCACAAGAUGGAGGAAAGCCACCACAGCACCGCCGAGGAGCUGCAGGCCACCCUGCACGAGCUGACCGACCAGCAGCAAGUGGUCCAGGAGCUGACUGCCGAGAACGAACGUCUGGCUGACGAGAAGCGCGUCCUGCAAACCUCACUCCAGCAGCAAAGAGAACAUUUGGAGUUGCUGGCCCAGAAGAACGAGGCGCUGGCGAGCCGACUUCAAGAGCAGGCCCAGAGGGAGGGUGAGUUCAGGAGCGAAGGGCCGCGACUUGUCGAACUGGAGCAAAGGUACGCCGAACUGGUCGAGAGCUCACGCUUCGAGCGAGAGAAGCUGGUGAACAUUCAGCAACAGCUGACGAGCGGACUGCGGGCUCUUGAGGAGGAGAACCAGGAGGCGCAGGGCCAGGUGCGCUGCUUCCGAGAAGAGAUGGACAGGCUGCGCUCCCAGCUGAACCGGGAGCUGGAGGCCAGAGGUGAGGCGGCGCAGUCGGCAGAGGAGCACAGGGCCACGGCAGAUUGUCUCCGGCUGGACAACAGCAGGCUGAAGGCCCAGUUGGACAUCGAGAGGCAGAAGACAGGUCAAAACCUGGCGGUGGGCGAAGUCAAGCCCCUGCAGAGCGGCCGUGAUUGCGCUGAGCUGCAGAACCUGCUGAAGACGGCCCAAGGCGAGCGAGACAGACUGGAGCAGGAAGUGACGGAGCUCAAGCAGGAACUGCUGCAAGCCCGAGCUGAGACCGAGCACGCCCAAGCCAGCGUGUCCAAGGUGGAGGCCAAAGGCCAGCAGGUCCAGGAGAGAGCCGAGUUAAGGGAGCAGGAGCUCAGCAGUCGAGUGAGUGCUUUGGAGGAGGCGGGCUUCCAGGCGGACAAACAAGUGAAGGAGAUGAAGGAGACCAUCUUCGAACUGGAGGACCAGGUCGAGCAGCAGCGGGCCGUCAACCUCCACACCAAUCAAACUGUCCUGGACUUGGAGAAUCUUGUUAAGAAGCUAACGGUGCAGAAAGCAGACGCAGACCGAAAACUGAAAGUUUUUAGUCGACAGAUGGAGGAGGAAAAAGAUGAGUGGCGUCGGUUCCAGGCCGACCUCCAGACGGCGGUGGUGGUCGCCAACGACAUCAAGGUGGAGGCUCAACAGGAGCUGCGUACGCUCAGGAGGCAGCUGCAGGAGGAGCAGGCUCGCAGUGCCAAGAUUUCUGCCGACUUGGAGGCGCUACAAGAUGUCAGGUCUCCAGGCGAAGACUCAAAGCUGUCGGAACGAGACGGCCGCCAUCCCUGGUGCGGUGUGAUGCAGAGCCCACCCGUGGACGCCAGUGGGGAUGCCGACACGGACCCUGGAGCGACAGUCCAGUCCCUCAUCCAGUCGUUUGAUACCGUUGGGCAAAAUGGACCAGGCCACGCACGACAAAUCCACAGCUCACCUAGAAGUCCGCUGAGCGGGAUACCAACUUUGCGUACGGCGCCCGCGGCGGCCGUCUCACCCAUCCAGCGGCAGACGUACAUCAAACCCUUGUCCAAGUUGCUGGAGACGCCAAUCGGUCACGGAGACUUUGUUCAUCCUCGGCGUGUUUAUUCCGGCUGCGGGGAAGACCUGAAAUCCAGCAUCCUGAUGAGGAAGAGUCCGUCACUGGAGUCCAUAUUCAAAAGCCCCGCCUCCCUAAGAAGCCGCACGGCAUCCUUUAGCUACAACCAGGACAACAACAACCUCGGCGUGGAAGGAAAGGACCCCUUGGCCGGCCUGGCGCAGGAGUACGGCGGAUCCAAGAGGAACGCGUUACUGAAGUGGUGCCAGAAGAAAACACAAGGCUAUCCGAAUAUCGAUGUGACCAACUUCAGUAGCAGUUGGAGCGAUGGUUUGGCUUUCUGUGCCCUCCUGCAUACUUAUCUGCCCGCCCACAUCCCCUACCAGGAACUCAUCAGUCAAGAUAAGUUCCGGAAUCUGACUCUGGCUUUUCAGGCGGCUGAGAGUGUCGGCAUCAAGGCUUCCCUGAAGAUUGAGGAGCUGAUGAAGACGGACAGACCCGACUGGCAGAACGUCAUGCAGUACGUCUCUCAGAUCUACACCUACUUUGAGACCUGAGGAAUGUUUGCUUUGGAGAAGACGUUGAUACGUCUGCACUACGUUCACAAUCUUCAGACCAUCCACCUUCGUGGUGCCGGACACCAGCACCUCCACUGGGGGUCGUUGGGCAGCUGAGGGCGGCGUCCUUAUCUGAGUCUUUGUCCCAAAAGCCAUCCUAGCUCCAAGUCUGAUCCAUGCAUGAAGUGUCCACAUUCUGUGUGGCUUUAAGGGCAUACAU
Messenger RNA from Doryrhamphus excisus (bluestripe pipefish), 3438 nucleotides. It is a transcript of the gene specc1, whose product is annotated as sperm antigen with calponin homology and coiled-coil domains 1. NCBI's taxonomy places the organism in Eukaryota, Metazoa, Chordata, Actinopteri, Syngnathiformes, Syngnathidae. Gene Ontology annotation, molecular function: protein binding. The record is from RefSeq and is a predicted model, not a curated record.